Striga hermonthica is the source of this 305-nucleotide messenger RNA. NCBI's taxonomy places the organism in Eukaryota, Viridiplantae, Streptophyta, Magnoliopsida, Lamiales, Orobanchaceae. The record is from the annotation of a GenBank genome assembly.
CGCCCAGACGGAGCUCGCCGGCGAUCUACCCCAUCCAACACUAGAGAAGGAGAAGACACGGUAACUAGAAGCGGCGCCCUACAUCCCAGAUCCCUCAGACAGACGAGACCCAAGUCUGAAGACCCACACCACCAACACCCACGACAACCUAGCAAGAUCAUGCUUAGACCCCGAAAUCCCGACCUCAGGCCAAACUCGCUGGCGCUCACCCCCGUCCAAAUCAGAAAUGGAAGAGACUCAGCGCUGGACACGAAACCCUACGCCUCUGCUCCCUCAGAAAGAGAGACUAGCUGCGACCCAUCCCG